Messenger RNA from Suillus clintonianus, 456 nucleotides. RefSeq lists its product as uncharacterized. The annotation marks the transcript as partial. The transcript has a single exon. The record is from RefSeq and is a predicted model, not a curated record. Gene Ontology annotation, biological process: mycotoxin biosynthetic process. NCBI's taxonomy places the organism in Eukaryota, Fungi, Basidiomycota, Agaricomycetes, Boletales, Suillaceae.
ACUUAUGCUGACGAAGAUUACCCAUGGGAAUUUCCUGUCGACCUCGCGCAUGAAGCCGUCGCAAUGACUCUUCACGAGAGUGUGCAUUUUUCACUUAAUGCAUCUGACGCGGAGGCUCGUCUGGAGUGGGAGAACCUUCCGACAUGGCCAAAAGGCUUUGGUCGCACACGUCUAGGACCACAGCACCGAGUUUUCGUGAUGGUUUUCCAGCAUCAGCACCAUUGUCUAUGGAUGCUCGAGCUAGCUCUCCUCGGCGGUAACGAUCCUGAAGCCUCAUUCCAUCACAUAAACCACUGUUUCAAUUAUCUUCGGCAGACUUUGAUGUGUGAGGCCGCAUAUACACUGGAAAUGGGAGACUUCAUGAGCGUUGAUCAUGAGAAGGACAGAGUGGGAGACACAUUGGUAUGCAGAGACUGGGAAAAAGUAUAUUCUAGUGGUACUCAAAAUAAAAAUUAG